GAAAGCAGGACUGUUUCCCAUUAAUGGAAAAUUGGAUUAUAUAUCGUGUGGACUCAAUGCAGUUUAGGGGGCAUCGGCUUGAGGGAGACGACGACUUCAACUUGGUUUUUGUAUUGGGUUUAUGUUCGUUCCAGCAUACCAUAAGUAUAGCGGUUGAUUGCCAAAAACGGAAUGAAGUGACGAGGUGGACAGACGAAAAGAAAAAGCUUGUGGCUGCUAUUACUCCCUCUGCGAAGCCCAUAAGGCCGACACUUUUCGGCGUCGGAGAAUACCAGAGAGAGAGAGAGGGAAUGGCGAGCACCGGAAGAGAUGGCGGGGCCACGGCGAGCAACAAACAGGUCAUUCUGCGAGAUUAUGUGACCGGAUUCCCCAAGGGGUCCGACCUCAUCGUCACUACCACCGCCGUCGAACUUAGGGUUCAGACGGAAUCUCCGACGGUGCUAGUGAAGAAUCUCUACUUGUCCUGCGAUCCCUACAUGCGAAUCCGCAUGGGCAAACCCGAUCCUUCAUCUCCUGCGCUUUCUCAACCCUACGAACCCGGCAAGCCUCUCUUAGGGUUUGGAGUGUCGAGAGUAAUAGAUUCUACCCACCCGGAUUUCGAAAAGGGCGACUUGCUUUGGGGGUUUGUCGGAUGGGAGGAGUACAGUGUCAUCACUCCAAUUCCUAACGUGCACAACAAGAUCCACCAUAUGGAUGUUCCGUUAUCCUACUACACCGGGCUACUUGGUAUGCCCGGCAUGACCGCAUAUGUUGGGUUUUAUGAUAUAUGUGCUCCUAGGAAAGGCGAGUUUGUCUUUGUAUCCUCUGCAUCCGGGGCUGUUGGUCAGCUUGUGGGUCAAUUUGCCAAGUUGAUGGGUUGUCAUGUUGUCGGAAGCGCCGGAAGUAAGGAAAAGGUCGAUCUCCUGAAGAAUAAGUUCGGGUUUGACGAUGCGUUUAACUACAAGGAAGAGCCCGACCUUGAUGCUGCCCUGAAGAGGUGUUUCCCCGAUGGCAUCGACAUAUACUUUGAGAACGUGGGAGGGAAAAUGCUCGACGCAGUGCUUCUAAACAUGAGAAUGAAUGGCCGGAUCGCAGUCUGUGGAAUGAUUUCUCAGUACAACCUGGAAGACCCUGAGGGAGUGCACAACUUGGCCACUGUCAUCUACAAGAGGAUCCGUAUCCAAGGGUUCAUUGUUUCGGAUUACUUCCAAAGACACUCCGAGUUCUUGGACUUUGUGCUUCCUUACAUCAGAGAAAGGAAGAUAACCUACGUAGAGGACACAGUCCAAGGGCUUGAGAACGGACCUUCCGCUCUGAUCGGACUCUUCCAUGGUAAUAAUGUCGGUAAACAGGUUGUCGUGGUUGCUCCUGAAUGAGGUCGUACCAUGAAGUUAGUUUGGAUUAGCGACAAUGGUUGUCUUGUGAACAGAGGACUGAUUAAGUAAAUUAAAUAAAAAAAGUUUUUUUUUGUUGUCU
Molecule: messenger RNA, 1455 nt
Organism: Tarenaya hassleriana
Lineage: Eukaryota; Viridiplantae; Streptophyta; Magnoliopsida; Brassicales; Cleomaceae
Product: NADP-dependent alkenal double bond reductase P1-like
Exons: 6
Coding region: 24-1355 (443 amino acids)
Biological process (GO): response to oxidative stress
Molecular function (GO): 2-alkenal reductase [NAD(P)H] activity
Source: RefSeq, a predicted model, not a curated record